Messenger RNA from Olea europaea var. sylvestris, 708 nucleotides. RefSeq names its product glycine-rich RNA-binding protein 4, mitochondrial-like. Gene Ontology annotation, molecular function: mRNA binding. The transcript is spliced from 4 exons. NCBI's taxonomy places the organism in Eukaryota, Viridiplantae, Streptophyta, Magnoliopsida, Lamiales, Oleaceae. The record is from RefSeq and is a predicted model, not a curated record. Bases 114 to 530 code for a protein of 138 amino acids.
CUUGUCAUUUAAAUGCUGCAAGUAAUUAACACAGAGUACGAACUCAACAAGAGUGGCAUAAACCCUAGCUGCUCUCUUCUUAAGCCCUUCUCUUUUUUCAGGUUAUUGUGCAAAUGGCAUUCUACAACAAAAUUGGAACCCUGCUGAGGCAUAACAUCUCCGCCACCAAUACGUUGCAUGGGCAGACACCAAUGAUUAAUGCCAUUCGCUGCAUGUCUACCAAGCUUUUUAUUGGUGGACUUUCAUACGGAACUGAUGACCAGUCGCUUAGGGAUGCAUUUUCUGGCUUUGGUGAUGUUGUUGAAGCUAGAGUAAUUACUGACAGAGACACGGGAAGGUCAAGAGGUUUCGGGUUUGUCAACUUCUCAACUGAUGACUGUGCUAGUUCAGCACUCUCAGCCAUGGAUGGACAAGAACUGAAUGGAAGGAAUAUCCGAGUUAGUCUUGCCACUGAGAGACCACCUCGCAAUAAUUUCGGUGGAGGAGGUUUCCGUGGUGGGUAUGGUAAUGGGGCGAACGACGGAUUUUGAAGCAUUCUCAUUGCCUAACCUUUUCGCUUAUUUGUUGUAGGGCGGGUUGGAUUAACUCGAACCCAACUUUUUGUAUGCUUUGAAUACUAGUAUUGCUUUUGCUUCUAAUGGUAUACAAUAUCAGUCCCAAUAAUCGUGCUUAGAUGAAUCUCUGUUUGGAUCCCCAAUUUUCGUAUCU